CUGUAUCGUCUUCCCCUUUAUUAAUUUAUCACUAAUAAAAAGCCUUCUUUCCUAUUCCUAAGCAUCUGUCCUCAUUACUGUUUCUAUCCUAACCCUUACCGACUUAGAAAGAAACUCUUCUUUUUUAUUUCUUUUGAAAAAUGGGGAAUUGGAAUAGAAGAUGGAUACCAAGAAAAAAAUACAAAUACCAAGAAUUUCCACCUUCUCCUCCAUCCCGUUACGACCAAUCUCAUUCUUCUGCUAUCCAGGAAAAUAGUGUCCCAUCAUGGGAAAUAGAUUUCUGCAGAGCAGCUGGAAUUCCUUGGCACAAGGUUGUGAGUGCAAAAAAAUACAUGUACUGUUAUGAUAAUGUGGUUAAGUGGGAUGACUCUGCAGGUCAAGAAGCACUGGACGAUGCAAAAAGAAGAUAUUGGGGUUGGAUAAGUGGUCUUCCUCCUCAGAGUCUUCCUCCUGAUCCAGAUAUGUACAUUGAUAAAGUUGAUUGGGACACAACUAUUGAUCCGGAGCUGAUAUUAGAUUUGGACAGAGAGUAUUUUAAUCCUAAUGAAGUUGAUAACUCUGUCAAGUCUGAGAAUAACAUAGUUUCUGGAUGCACCCUGGUAUGGGAGGAUAAAACUGGUGAUAAUAGUGAAAAUCCUUGGGGAAGUGGUAAUGUGCAGGGCUCUAAAGCUGGUGAUACUGGUGAAAAUCGUUGGGAAAGUGGUAAUAUGCAGGCCUCUAAAGCUGGUGAGAAUCCUUGGGAAAGUGGUAAUGUGCAGGGCUCUAAAGCUGGUGAAAAUCCUUGGGAAAGUGGUAACGUGCAGGGAUCUAAAACUUUUAAGGAUGUGGAGCAGACUUGGAAUGAAUGGGAUAACCCUGCAAACAUCAAAGACGACGAUCCGUGGGAAAGGAGUUGCCCUAAAACCCAGGGGAUCUUGACGGACACUGCCUGGGGAGGCUGUGGAAAUGAGUCAUGGGGUUGGAACACGGGGCCAAAUUAUGAGAAUGGAUUUGCUUGUGUUGAUAAUACUUUCAGCAAUUUGUGGCAUCAAGGUGGUGGAAGUGUUGCUGGUGCUAAAGGAAACGAAUGGGCUAAUAAUAGAACUGGUUCCUGGGGUCGAAACCGUUGGAAUACUAGGGGGCAUGAGCAGUCGAAUUCAGACUAUGGCUCUCGUCGGAAUAGGAACCUUAGUCGAGGUGGUGGAACAACCUCAAAAGAGAGAAGAUGGGGAGAAUCAGAGUUCACGUCUUGGGAUCGGCAGCGAUUACCAAGGCAGAGUAAUGAGAGAAAUGUGGAUUUUGGAAGACCUAGCGGAGGUGAAAAAACCUUCUAUACUGGUUCGCGCAAGAGGGAAGGUUCUUCACAACAUAUGUCAGGGUACAAUAGAUCAAGGUUUCAAGGUGAUGAACAGAGGACUGCAUACAAUUGGAGAGAAGAAAAACCACAGAAGAGGGUUACUUUUAGCUUUAAUGACUAGUUGACCAACUUUUUAAAGUCACCUUUUCAGUGAAUAGUUGACCAACUUCUGGAUCUUUUUGUAUGUUAGUCAACAUCAUUGGGUGUUACCGAGCUCGGUGGUGAAGCAGCUGCAACCAUGAUUUUGUAGAGGGAUGGCAGAGAAGGACAGCAGGUUGGGAGGCAGCUCUCUCGUGCCUAUGAGCCAGAAGAAUAGGAGAAUUUUUUAUGGCAUCGGGCGAAACAUGUGUAACAUAAAAAAGCUCUUUUUCCGUUCAUUUAUAUUUUUUGCUUAAGGAGAAAUACCCUGCUGGAUGGAUAGUUGGGUAGGUAUGAUAGAUGAAUGAUAAAUGCAUGUCGUUAAGCCAUGUACCUUUGCAGUAAAUGGUUUUGAUGCUGUUUUGGUGUAGUAUAAAUGAAAGAAUUUUGAUAUUAAAAAAAUGCUGUAAGCUUGUAAAUCUAUAUAAAAUGGCACCCUUUUCCUGUC
This is a messenger RNA of Lycium ferocissimum, 1922 nucleotides long. RefSeq lists its product as uncharacterized. The transcript is spliced from 2 exons. Bases 141 to 1457 code for a protein of 438 amino acids. NCBI's taxonomy places the organism in Eukaryota, Viridiplantae, Streptophyta, Magnoliopsida, Solanales, Solanaceae. The record is from RefSeq and is a predicted model, not a curated record.